AUGCCUGGUGAAGAGAACUCACCAGAUGAAGAUGGCCCGAAAUAUAAAAUCUCCAGCUUUCUUUUUGGGAACGUUAACAAAGAAGGACAAAUCGAGGAAUAUCAACAUGAUGUUGAAUUGAAAUCUAUCAAUAACUUAGAUCGAUGCCACGUGAGAGAAGUGGAAGAAGCUGCUUCAGACGUGCUUUCUGACAGUAGUGUUAUACCUUCAGUUUCACCAGAGGAUGGUGGUGUUCGGCCUAUUGACAAUAUAAGCUCAAUAGACUACUAUAACGAAGAAGAAACGUUGGCAGAAGAAAUUGUGGAGAAGGUCUUAUACGACAUGAAGCCUGAAAAAAUUGUAGAGGUAUCUUUUGUCGCAAGCUUUUUAGGUUGUUAA
Molecule: messenger RNA, 378 nt
Organism: Schistosoma spindalis
Lineage: Eukaryota; Metazoa; Platyhelminthes; Trematoda; Strigeidida; Schistosomatidae
Source: the annotation of a GenBank genome assembly